Messenger RNA from Kockovaella imperatae, 2503 nucleotides. Its product is annotated as transmembrane amino acid transporter protein-domain-containing protein. The record is from RefSeq and is a predicted model, not a curated record. Gene Ontology annotation, biological process: amino acid transmembrane transport. The coding region runs from base 160 to 2430 and encodes 756 amino acids. Gene Ontology annotation, molecular function: amino acid transmembrane transporter activity. The transcript has 11 exons. Lineage: Eukaryota; Fungi; Basidiomycota; Tremellomycetes; Tremellales; Cuniculitremaceae.
CAAUUGAAGCGAGUUGAUCACCUGGAAGGGCAUCAAGUAGAUCAACGUCGAGUGAAAGAGCAGGAUAUACCUAGUCAGGCUACGAGGUAGGCUGUAUCGCUCAUUGUGGACGAUCCGAGUGUUUCGUUUGGCUCGCCAUCCCCCAGGUGACCUGCUACCAUGUCAUCGCCUCGACCCAUUGCUCCCGUACCUACUGGUACUUCGCCUCACCUCGCUGACCCCGGAGCAUCCCUCAACGUCGGUACACCUCCUCCUGUUCCUCAGAUCCCACCUCGAGGCUCGUUGUCAUCUGGCGCACCACGUUCCAUACCCAAUCAGUCUCGCGCUACAUCGGCCAAUGAUCCGGCCGGGAGGAGAUUGUCCAAACCAUCGACCGAGAGUCUGAAUCACAAGACCAAAUUCGCUUCAUCUUCACCUAAUCAGACCAAGGCCAGCUUUUUGAACAACGGCGGCUCGUCGAACCCAUCAGGUGCAUUGGAUCUAGCUGGUGUCUCAGGUCAAUCGACACCUCGAGCCACCAAUGGCGAAGGAUCAGAGUACACUGAAGAGGAAAAGGCCAAAGUAUUACGCCGACACUUGGUUUCUGCCGAAGAGAGGAGCUCGAGACAAUCACCUGUCGAACCGGAGAUAGGUGGCUCAGGGUCAAACAGUGAUCUUGGACCUGGUCCUGGACCUGCCUCUCGAGGCCCGAGUCCAGCACAUGCUGAAGGAUCCAACGGUAAUGGGUACGGCGCGACGGAUGAAUCGUCUCAUUUCCCUCUCCCUUUCAACGCUCCCGGAGGUGACGUGACUCAUGAGCUGUACAAAUGGCAGCAAGAUAAUGCUCGUGCUCGAUUGGCGAGAUCAGCCUCAUUUUCAGGUGUUGAUGUCGACCGAGUCACCUCGCUUGGUGAUCCAACUUUGGCGCAUAUAAAAGAACCUGGUGGAUUUAGACGGAAUUUCGUCGUCAAUCGAGCGCAGGAGCAAGGUUUGGAGCCGCCACCGGUGAUGAGGAACGUCAUUGAUUUCUUGUUCUACUACGGGCAUUUCGCCGGAGAAGAUCUCGAAGAGGACGAUGAUGAUGAUGACGAGGAUGAAGAUACCUUAGCGGUCAAUGAAGCCGAGGCUGGGAACUACCCUCGAGAUGCUAGCGUUGGGGAGCGAGCACCGCUCCUUCGGGGAAGGAGCAAGUCGAGGCACAGGAGGACAAAAAGUGGACCGCCCACAGGGUCUGCCACAGUGUCGCAAGCCGUCCUCAUGCUGCUCAAGGGAUUCGUUGGCACUGGUAUCUUGUUUAUGGCCAGAGCCUUUCUAAGUGGAGGCAUCCUCUUUUCAACCAUCGUCAUGCUUGGUAUCGCUGCUAUCUCUCUCUGGUCCUUCCUCCUCCUCACCUCGACAUAUAUCGUGGUCCCGGGCUCCUUCGGAGACAUCGGCGGAGAGCUAUACGGUAACGGUAUGCGGCUGGCGAUCUUGGCUUCCAUCGCGAUAUCCCAAAUCGGCUUCGUAACGGCGUACAUCAUCUUCAUUGCACAAAACCUUCAGGCAUUCAUUCUCGCCGUGACCGACUGCAAAACCUUUGUCGCUACUCGCUGGCUCAUUUUCUCCGAGCUCAUCGUGUUUUUGCCCCUGGCAAUGAUCCGAAAUAUCACCAAGCUCAGCGGUACUGCCCUCGUUGCAGAUGCGUUCAUCUUGAUCGGACUGGUAUACAUCGGCGCAAAUGAGAUCUCCACUUUGGUCAAACAUGGUGUCGCCCCUGAUGUCGUCCUGUUCAACUCACAAUCCUUCCCAUUGCUGAUCGGAACGGCCGUCUUCGCUUUCGAGGGUAUCGGACUUGUCAUCCCCAUCACCGAAUCCAUGAGAGAGCCUCACAAGUUCCCAAAGAUUCUCUCGGGUGUCAUGUUCGUUGUCGCUGUGCUCUUUGCUGGAUUUGGGUUCCUCGGAUACGCAGCAUACGGCAGUGACAUCAAUACCGUGGUCAUUGUCAACUUGCCUCAAGAUCAAGUCUUUGUCCAAGUCGUCCAGUGCCUAUAUUCUAUCGCCAUCUUGCUAUCGAUCCCUCUUCAGCUGUUCCCAGCUGUCCGAAUCAUGGAAAAUGGCUUGUUCUCUCGUUCGGGUAAACACAACACAUCUGUCAAGUGGCAGAAGAACCUGUUCAGAGCCGGUACAGUCGUCUGUUGUUCUCUCAUCUCGUGGGCUGGAAGUAAAGAGCUAGACAAAUUUGUCUCAUUGGUCGGAUCUUUCGCCUGCAUCCCUCUCUGCUUCAUUUAUCCUCCACUGCUUCACCUGAAAGCCGUAGCCAAGACUCGUACGGCUCGAUUCCUGGACUAUGGCCUUUUGAUCUUUGGAAUCUGCGUCGGGAUCUUCACGACGGUCCAAACGCUCAGAAGUCUGUUUGAACCGAGCGGUGCACCGGCUCAAUUUGGCAAAUGUAAAGUGCCAGAGGAUUCAUAGGUUGAAUGAAGCGGCACACUACCCUGCAUGUCAUAUACCGAGUGGUUGAAUUAAUCCAUGCAUCAAGCUGCUG